This is a messenger RNA of Capsicum annuum, 522 nucleotides long. RefSeq names its product probable trehalose-phosphate phosphatase G. The transcript has 6 exons. Bases 1 to 522 code for a protein of 173 amino acids. The record is from RefSeq and is a predicted model, not a curated record. Gene Ontology annotation, biological process: trehalose biosynthetic process. NCBI's taxonomy places the organism in Eukaryota, Viridiplantae, Streptophyta, Magnoliopsida, Solanales, Solanaceae. Gene Ontology annotation, molecular function: trehalose-phosphatase activity.
AUGAGGCAAGUAAGUAAUAAACAUAUAGUGAUUUUCCUAGAUUAUGAUGGGACUCUCUCUCCUAUUGUUGAUGACCCUGACCGUGCUUUUAUGUCCAAUGAGAUAUGUUCUGUUGUUAGUAAUGUUGCAAAAUAUUUCAAAACAACAAUCAUUAAUGGAAAAAGCCGUGAUAACGUAUAUGAGCUGGUAGAUCUUCCUGAACUCUAUUAUGAUGGUAACCGCAGUAUGAACAUCAUUUCGCCAGUCAAAAAUACAUUGACUACUAAUGAUGCAAAUUGUGUUAAUGAAGUUUCUAGAAAAAUCAAAGUUGUUGAUACCAGAGAUAAUUGGAGUGUUGACAGAGACAACUUCUUUGCUUGGGAAGAUGAAAAGUAUUUGAAAAUAACGAAUCUUAAUGAAGCACAGGCUACAAAAGGUGUUCCUGUUUUGCCCGAUGAUCACGCUGAUGUUGUUGAUCAACAUCUAAAGCAUAUUAAGAAUAAAUCAGGUGAAGAUGAUAGUGAUGAAGAGAAAGAUAAAUAA